AUGUUCGGAAACAAUAAACCACCAGGCUCAUUGUUCGGUAAUUUGAACACUUCUACACCGACAACGUCGACACCAACUAGUAAUGGCCUUUUGAAUAACAAACCAAACACGGGGUCCCUUUUUGGAGGCAAUGCUGUGUCUACACCUAGCCCUGGAAAUCCAACAGGAUUCAAUACCACACAGACUAAUAAUAAACCUGCCUUGAACCUUUUUGGCAACAACAAUGCCGCGCAAAAUACGCCUCAAGCUAACUCGUUAUUUCAAUCAUCAAACACUGUUUCUUCAACUCCGAAGCCCUUAUUAUUUUCAGCUCCAGGAAACAACAAUACACAACAGAGUGGUGGUUUAUUUAGUAACUCCAAUACACAACAGCCUUCUCAAAACAAUGCACUAGGUACUAGUACUACUAACGGAUUUAAGCUUGGCGAACAAACAUCUAGUACGAAUCAAGUUGGUGGAUUAUUUGGAAACAAAAUCACCACAAAUUCCAAUGCUACAGGAACUGCUGGUACUGGGACGGGAUCGUUGUUUGGCAAUAAUUCUGGACAGUCAAACAUUUUGUCCUCCAAUUCUAAUACCUUAAACAAUUCAAACACAGCUCCCAAAACUUCUCUCUUUGGUAACUCUUCAUCUCAAGGAACAGGUAGUCUUUUUUCGACUAACAAACCAACGGGUCUCUCUAAUACCUUUAUGAAUAACCCACAAUCAAUGCAGCCGAACAGUCAACAAGUUACUAGUAAUCCUUAUGGCCUCCAACUAAAUUCUACGACAGUGUUAACUAUGCCUGAGUCAAUCACUUCUUCCCUAGCAAGCCAACCUAAACCUGCAUCGGAGAUGAAACCUAGCAGGAAAUUUUCCACCGCCUCUUCCUCUACAUCAACUUUGAACACGUCAAGUAAUUCAACACUAAUAGGAAAGCUAACUUCGAGACUAAAAAAUCUGAAGAGCAGGGAAACGACUCAGGGCCUAUUUUCUCCAUCCAAUAAAUUUUUAGUUAGGCAGGAUGGUAUUGCACAACCUACAAAGGAAGAUUCAAAUAUCAAAAGUAAACAGAUUAAUGGUAAAAAUGCUUUACUUACAUCCCUAUACCAAAAGGAUUUCUCUAAUAUCAAGAAGUUGACUAUAGACACCAAUAGAAGUGCAGCUAAAAAGAUGAGAUUGCUAAGUGGCGAGUCUUCAACCACAAAAAUCAAAAGUCUCGAAGAGAAGGAAUCAAGCAAUAACAAUGCCACAAAGAACGACAAACUCUUGUUUUCUUCAAAUCCUCUAGAGAUGAGUCCAGUCCAAAAAACAUCAGUCGCCUCUAAUGAGGAACUCAAUCCUAGUUCAAGUUCAACAACCGAUUACUGGUGUUCUCCUACUGUAGAACAACUAAAAAAACUGUCAAAAAAGCAACUAGCGAACGUCUCAAACUUUGUUAUAGGACGUAAGAACAUUGGUUCGAUAAGUUUUGAAUAUGAUGUGGAUUUAACUGCAUUCAGUGAAGAUUUUAAUGACCUAUUUGGAAAAACUGUUAUAUUUAAUGAAAACAAAACGGUAGAAGUUUAUCCAGAUCCAGAUAAUAAACCACAGGUGGGAUACGGCCUAAAUGUCCCAGCUGUCAUCACGUUACAAAAUGUUUAUCCAAUCGAUAAAAAGACUAAAAAACCAAUUACCGAUAACUCCAAAAUUGCAGAAGUCCAAUACUUUAUCAAACGUUUGAGAAACAUGAAAGAGAUGGAAUUUAUCUCAUACAAUCCAUUUGGUGGUGUUUGGACCUUCAAGGUUAAACAUUUUAGCGUUUGGGGUAUCGUAAAUGAAGAAGACAUUGAGGUUGAUACCGAAGAAGCAAUUAAUGAAUCUGCAAAGGAGAUUAAGAAUAGACAUUUGGCAUUCCCAAAAGGCUACUAUGGGGGCAAAAUGUUUGCUCCAAUUAAUGAGGAUAGUGAAGAAGAAGAUCAAAACUUGACGGGUAAUGAAACUGUAGCAAUAAGGAAAGAUGUUUUGGGUUUAGAUAAUGAGAUACCUGUCAGCUCUUCUAUCGAAAAUGACUAUAAUGAUGCUGAUAUGUCUCUUAUUAUAAAGGAAAAACCUUACGAACCUUCUGAGGUUAACGAAGAGGAUUUAGAUCUUCUUAAUUCGUCUCCCGAACUAAUGACAUCUAGAAAUUGGAAGGAACAGCUAGAAUUAGCUGGUGACAGUAAAAACUCUAUCUUUUCCAAACCUUUCAUGUUGAAAAACACUACAACGGAUUCGUUAGAUGAUAUUUUGUUCCCCAACUUCCAAGAACAAUUAGCUGCUUACAAAUCCAUCAAAGCUGAGAGAAGAAUGAACUCAGCCAUUUCACUUGCUAAAUUUAACAACAACGGGAAACUUUUAGUUAAGGAUCCUUCUCACCCAUCUGGUUGUAAACAGAUCAUUUUCAGAUCUAAUGUUCAAAUCAAUAAAUCGGCCUUUGAUAGAGUUUUCACCAGUUACUUGAACACUUCAAUAAUUAGCACAAGGAAAAAUGGCUAUCCUGCUGUUGAAGAAUGCUCAUUAAACUUCAACAAUAUUGCAUCAGCUUAUUCAAACGUUCCAAAUGAAGAUAAAAUUUUGAAAUUAGCUUCCAUUCUAUUUGAUCCCAUAUCUCUUUCAUAUGAUGUUCAUAAUAAGCAAGUAUAUGAUACAUUGGUUAAGAAACAAAGAUAUAUGAACUUGUGUCAGUGGUUGGUUGAAGAGACUGCCGAUGAAGUUGACUCCAAGCUAUCUACAGCGGAGCCACUUGAGAGCAUUUUCCUCUACCUAGCUAAGAAUGACAUUGUAAAUGCAUCAAAAACUGCCAUCUCAUCCAACAAUAAACAUUUGGCCGUUUUAAUAUCUUUACUAGGCUCUAACGAUCCAAUUGUAAGCGAGACAGCUUCGGCUCAAAUUGCCAAAUGGAAAUCUUUAGGAUCUAAGGUUAACCCCGUAAUCAUCAGCAUAUACCAGCUUCUAACCGGCUCGCCGUUUAAUUCUGGUUCACUUAUCAAUGAGAGCAAUAACUACUCAUGGCUAGUGAAUUUCGGAUUGCAGUUAUAUUAUGGCGAUAUCGAUUCUUUCUCUCUACAAGAAUUGACUCUGAAAGCGUUGACCAACCCAUUUAUUGAUACAGCAUCACUGACAUCGUUCGAGAAGAUGUCAAUGAAUAUAAUGAAAUUAUUUGCAUGCUCAAACUUACAAGUGGAGGUAUUAUUGGAUGAACUCAGAACCUAUUCUAAGACGUUUGAUGUACGCCUGUGCUGGUUUUUCACCCAAAUGUUGAAGAGAGAUGAUAUGAGUAACCUCUUACGUGAUAGAAUCACUUUGGAGUUCAUUGAGCAGUUGAAAAUUGAUGCAAUGUACAAAGAAGCAUUAUUUGUAGCAUGUUUCAUCAGCAACGAUUUUGUUGCACAGCAAAUGAUUGAUCAAAUAUUAAGUUCUGAAAUCAUCUACUUUACAUCUGCCGAAAAUGAAACAAUCCUUGAACGACUAAGCAUUUCGUCAGCUAUAAUUCAUCGUCACUUAGCUUUACACGACAAAUAUUGCGGAGAUUAUCUUUCAGAGGUCAGAAAUCUAUUAAAGGCUGGACAAUAUAAGGAGGCAGAAAUUGUAGUCAUAACGACUGUUGCACCAAAACUUAUAUUAAAUGCUAAAUCAAACAAGGAUCAUCUCUUACUGCUAGAUCAACUUUUAAAGAAAUUCCCAGCUCAUACUAUCUCUACUUGGGAUAAGGGUUUGGCGGUUUAUGAAAAGUAUAUUAAGCUUAUACUAAAUGAUUCUGUUGAUGAGAAUACGAUUCACUCGAUAAUCACUGCACUACCACCUUUACGCAAUGAGUAUUCCCAACACGAGUUAGUUAAUGUUGCAUGCUCUUUCAUUUCGGAGACAGUGAGUGAGCUAUUCCUCAUUAACUUUGAAUCUCUAUCGAAAAAAAUUCCAAAAGAAAGCCUAUUAUCUUUACCACUUGGCCAACCUGAGUCUAAGUACCUUUCAAAAGUUUUGUCUUCUAUGUAA
Molecule: messenger RNA, 3993 nt
Organism: Kluyveromyces marxianus DMKU3-1042
Lineage: Eukaryota; Fungi; Ascomycota; Saccharomycetes; Saccharomycetales; Saccharomycetaceae
Gene: NUP145
Product: nucleocytoplasmic transporter NUP145
Exons: 1
Coding region: 1-3993 (1330 amino acids)
Biological process (GO): protein import into nucleus; post-transcriptional tethering of RNA polymerase II gene DNA at nuclear periphery; RNA export from nucleus
Cellular component (GO): nuclear pore; nuclear pore cytoplasmic filaments
Molecular function (GO): structural constituent of nuclear pore
Source: RefSeq, a predicted model, not a curated record